This is a messenger RNA of Gaeumannomyces tritici R3-111a-1, 297 nucleotides long. RefSeq lists its product as hypothetical. NCBI's taxonomy places the organism in Eukaryota, Fungi, Ascomycota, Sordariomycetes, Magnaporthales, Magnaporthaceae. The transcript has a single exon. The record is from RefSeq and is a predicted model, not a curated record. Bases 1 to 297 code for a protein of 98 amino acids.
AUGCGACUCCCGCCGGGAUUUGUGGCGACGGCUGCGACAGAACCAAAGAGUGAAUGGUGCGGCUGUAACGGCGAUCGAGACACAGCGCCUCAUUACUCGUGGCCGACCGGAUUGUCGAGCAGUAUUGUCUGGGCUACAUUGCAGGGCGAGGUGGUGUCUAGUCUGGGUUCAGGGGAUAUAGAUCGCUUCAUCCUUCUGUGGACCGCGGCCAGAGCCGACGAUUGGUGCAAAAGUGCUGCCGCACCCCGCAUCAGGGCCCAAGAGGCGACUUCUCCGCAUUGGUCGUGGGUAUUGUGA